Drosophila yakuba is the source of this 2445-nucleotide messenger RNA. It is a transcript of the gene E(spl)mbeta-HLH, whose product is annotated as enhancer of split mbeta protein. NCBI's taxonomy places the organism in Eukaryota, Metazoa, Arthropoda, Insecta, Diptera, Drosophilidae. Gene Ontology annotation, cellular component: nucleus. Gene Ontology annotation, biological process: regulation of transcription by RNA polymerase II; anterior/posterior pattern specification; regulation of neurogenesis. The transcript has a single exon. The record is from RefSeq and is a predicted model, not a curated record. The coding region runs from base 1584 to 2171 and encodes 195 amino acids. Gene Ontology annotation, molecular function: DNA-binding transcription factor activity, RNA polymerase II-specific; protein dimerization activity; RNA polymerase II cis-regulatory region sequence-specific DNA binding.
UAGAUAAGUUGUUAGCCGAUUGUGUUGGCCCGUUUAGCGCCGUUUGCUGUUUUGUUUCGGCUAACUGUAGCUCAUUUGGAAUGCGUCGAGGGGCAAUCUUAAUUUGUCUUAUUUGAGUUCGAGUUUAUAUACACAUAGUGAGUAGCUGCCGUCUCGGGGCUUUUGUUAUUCCUUAUUUGUUUGCCAAUGUGUGUCGGGCUCGUGUCAUUUUCAAUGAACGCCAGCGAGCGUCAUCGUCGCCGGCACUUCUAAUUAAAUGUUGAGAAACCCGAGCUUUCGAUCCGAGAUGUGUCAGAUGCCGGCGGAUGGAGAUCUAGCAUUUAAAGCUGAUGAAUCACGACGAUAUAGCGCUAAAAAUAAAUACCGAAUGUGCUAAAUAUAUACAUAUAUCGCGUAUAGCCCACGAGCCAUAACAUUUAUAGCGUGUGCUGGCAACAACCAUUACGAUUGUAACCGACUUUCGCGCACACGUCGACUUCGAUCGGUUCCCAGCCCGAAGACGCUAUGGUAAUUGUCUACAAAUAGAAGCGAGCGACGACCCAAGAUCCCCAAGAUCCACAAGCGAACCCAAAACCCCCAACCGAUCCCCAGCUGAUCCCCAAACGAUCCCCAACCGACAAUCAAGAAUAAUCAUGUAAACGAAAAGCGUAAUGCUCGUCCCACGAAACCCACGACUACCACGAUCCAAUCAAUGAUCCAUAAAGCGCUAACAAAAAAGCAAGAAACAGAAACACUGGCCCGUCUCGGGUUGGCCCGAUGACGAUUCCACAAUUAUCAGCGUGCCAUAAGCUACUGCAAAAGGGUGAAGGCACAUGGCAAGACUUGAGACCGAACCCAACCGAACCCAACCGCACCGAAUUGAAGCCCAAAAGACCGGACCCCGACCAUAGUCGACCAUACAAAUGAAUUGAAAUGCAAACAUCUUGUUAUGGAUGGAAGGCAUGUGCUCGCCUCGCAUCGUAUCUGGGAUCCCAAGUCGCACAGACCUCUUAAAGGCGGUCCGUCCGUCCGUCUGUCCGCUCAAGAGAGACGAUGGACGGAAAGACGGACGAGGGAUCGUACAAGACCCCAAGCAUGCACAAUCAGAAGAAGUCAGGCCAGCCGUCGUCAUCGUCGUCGUCGUCGUCGUGGAAAUCGGCUGCGAAACAGUUUCCCACGGUAUAACAAUCACAGCACAUACAUAAGGAGGGAGGGAGAGAGAGCGAGAAGGCGCAGCCCGCUCAAGUCAUUUUAUUGCCCUCACAAAUACAGGCAAAAGUAUACAAAAAAACAGAAGCCACCACCACCACCACCACCACCACCAGUACUACCAAGCCAUCUAAAACCACCGCUGGCAACAGCAGCAGGCCGCGCACGAGGCAAAAUGAGUGUCCCGCUCGCACUCACUGGCCAGUUCCCAGGGCGGCAGAGGCUAUAUAAAGCCGAUCCCAGAGCCAGCCGACUCAUUCAAAGCUUCGACUCCGUUGCGUGCACACAGAGUCUCCGAGUCUGAAUCUAGUGGAACGUUGCGACUGUGGAUUACGCGAGUUUACGUUUACUUUACUUUACCCUCUACAAAAAAACCACCAAAUCACUACAACAAAAUGGUUCUGGAAAUGGAGAUGUCCAAGACGUAUCAGUACCGCAAGGUGAUGAAGCCCAUGCUGGAGCGUAAGCGCCGUGCCAGGAUCAACAAGUGCCUGGAUGAGCUCAAGGACAUUAUGGUGGAGUGCCUGACCCAGGAGGGCGAGCACAUCACACGGCUGGAGAAGGCCGACAUCCUGGAGCUGACCGUGGAGCACAUGAAGAAGCUGCGUGCCCAGAAGCAGCUGCGUCUGUCCAGCGUCUCCGGUACAGUGUCUCCGAGUGCCGAUCCCAAGGUUAGCAUCGCCGAGAGCUUCCGAGCGGGCUACGUUCAUGCCGCCAAUGAAGUGUCCAAAACUUUGGCCGCUGUUCCCGGAGUGAGUGUGGAUCUCGGCACCCAGCUGAUGAGUCACCUUGGCCAUCGCCUCAACUACCUGCAAGUGGUGGUUCCCUCGCUGCCCAUCGGAGUGCCCCUGCAAGCUCCAGUGGAGGAUCAGGCUAUGGUCACCCCACCUCCAUCGGAAUGCGGCAGCUUGGAGAGCGGAGCAUGCAGCCCGGCGCCCAGCGAGGCCAGCUCCACCUCUGGCCCCAUGUGGCGACCCUGGUGAACAACUGGACGCCAGACGAUAAACACCUGAAUCGCCUUCAAGAGGAAGGCUUCUACAAAUCGUUGACCCAAAGAGGUGCUGGACUUGAAACCGCACCGUAACUCCUUGGAGACCAUCGUUUGCUGCCCAGGAUUAGCUUUCCCUGCAGCUCAACAGCCCAGCAGAGCCAACGAUCUCUAGCAGAGCCACAAAUUCCGGCUAUAGAGAUUGUCGCUGCUCAAUUCUUAAAAACACUUCUUAAAAGAAAUGAAAAAUAAAUGAAAUUCCAACUCAA